AUGUCCUGCCAGCAGAACCAGCAGCAGUGCCAGCCUCCUCCCAAGUGCACCCCCAAGUGCCCUCCCAAAUGUCAGACUCCAAAGUGCCCUCCAAAGUGCCCCCCUGUGUCUUCCUGCUGUAGCCUGGGUUCUGGGGGCUGUUGUGGCUCCAGCUCUGGUGGUUGCUGUGGUUCCAGUUCUGGUGGCUGCUGCAGCUCUGGGGGUGGAGGCUGCUGCCUGAGCCACCACAGGCCUCGCAGAUCUUUUCAUCGCCAUCGCCGCAGCUCUGGAUGCUGUAGCAGUGGUGGCAGCAGCAGCUGCUGUGGCAGCAGUGGUGGCAGCAGUGGUUGCUGUGGCAGCAGUGGUGGCAGCAGCUGUGGCGGUAGUCAGCAGUCUGGGGGCUGCUGCUGA
Molecule: messenger RNA, 390 nt
Organism: Apodemus sylvaticus (European woodmouse)
Lineage: Eukaryota; Metazoa; Chordata; Mammalia; Rodentia; Muridae
Product: late cornified envelope protein 1D-like
Exons: 1
Coding region: 1-390 (129 amino acids)
Biological process (GO): epidermis development
Source: RefSeq, a predicted model, not a curated record